Molecule: messenger RNA, 1527 nt
Organism: Rhincodon typus (whale shark)
Lineage: Eukaryota; Metazoa; Chordata; Chondrichthyes; Orectolobiformes; Rhincodontidae
Product: perilipin-2-like
Exons: 6
Coding region: 16-1290 (424 amino acids)
Biological process (GO): positive regulation of triglyceride storage; lipid storage
Cellular component (GO): lipid droplet; cytosol
Source: RefSeq, a predicted model, not a curated record
UCUGGUGAUUUCAACAUGAUGUAUUUUCAGAAUGUGGUGGACAGGGUGACGAACCUGCCUCUUGUGAGCUCAGCCUAUGAAAUGGUAUCGGCUGCCUACAACAGCACCAAAGAGAAUCAUCCGUAUGUGAAGACCAUUUGUGAUGUUGCUGAGCAGGGAGUGAAGACUAUCACAGCUAUGGCUGCCAGUGGCACCAAACCAAUCAUGGACAAGCUGGAACCCCAAAUUACAGCAGCUAACGAAUAUGCCUGUAAGAGCUUGGAUAAACUGGAGGAGAAGCUUCCAAUUCUUCAACAAUCAACACCCCAGGUUGUCGCUGAUACCAAAGAGUUGGUUUCAUCCACAAUAACUGGAGCUAAAGAUGCAGUCUCCAACACUGUGACUGGAGCAAAGAAUACAGUGACUGGUGUUGUAGAUAUGGCCAAGGGAGCAGUCCACGGCAGCAUUGAGAAAACCAAGUCUGUAAUGGCUGACGGAGUUGAUGCUGCCAUGGCAUCCAAAGUAGGGCAGAUGGUGGUCACUGGUGUUGACAGUGCACUCAAUAAAUCUGAAGAGAUAGUUGAUUAUUAUCUUCCUAUGACUGAGGAGGAACUGGCACAACUAGCCACUCCUGUUGAAGGUAUUGAGGUGGCUCCAGCACCAAAGCAGAGUUACUAUGUGCGCUUGGGAUCAUUAUCUUCAAAAGUGCGCCAUAGAGCAUACCAACACUCAACAUCUAAGAUGCAGAAAGCCAAGCAAAGCAGCCAUGACAUCAUGGUUCAGCUUCAUAACACAAUGGAUUUGAUUGAAUUGGCAAGGAAAGGAGCAGAUACAGCAAAUCAGAAACUGCAUGAUGUCCAGAAGAAACUGCAUCAGACCUGGGUUGACUGGCAGAAGAAUCUUGCAAAAGAGCAAGUGGAGGAAGAGGGGACUCCAAAACCAGAACAGCUUGAAUCCCAAACCCUAACCAUGGCUCGUGGUCUCACCCAGCAGUUACAGACGACCUGCCUAACUUUAGUUUCAAAUGUACACGGCCUCCCUCAACAUAUUCAGGACAAAGUGCAGCAGAUCCGCAAAACAGCAGAGACCAUCCACACGUCGUUCUCAUCUGCCAAUUCCUUCAGUGAUCUUUCAGGACAACUCCUGGCACAAAGCAGAGAGCAAAUGCUGAAGAUCCGGGAGUCCAUGGAUGGGGUGAUGGACUAUGUACUUCACAACACUCCACUCAACUGGCUGGUGGGUCCAUUUGUCCCACAACCAAACGAAUGCAUUGAAUCGGAGGAGAUGGCAGUGGAGGAAGCUAAAGAAUAGAUAUAAUUGUGUACUCUAAAUAGUUGGACCUCAGAAUUAAACUUCUGAGGUAUAGCCUUAUUUCUGAAAGCUUUGAAUAAACAGCAUUAACAUUCACUUGAAUUCAGUCUUAAUUUGUUACCCAUUAAUGAUCCCUAAAAUGUUUUUGUUUCUUAUUUGGAUAAUGCUAUCCAGAGACUCCUGACAUCUGUGCUAAUGUUGAAUUUUCAAUUUAAUAAAGCUCUUAUCUGAAACUUU